Messenger RNA from Scylla paramamosain (green mud crab), 4812 nucleotides. RefSeq names its product solute carrier family 41 member 1-like. Bases 432 to 2018 code for a protein of 528 amino acids. Gene Ontology annotation, biological process: monoatomic cation transport. The transcript has 9 exons. Lineage: Eukaryota; Metazoa; Arthropoda; Malacostraca; Decapoda; Portunidae. Gene Ontology annotation, molecular function: monoatomic cation transmembrane transporter activity. The record is from RefSeq and is a predicted model, not a curated record. Gene Ontology annotation, cellular component: plasma membrane.
GGCUGUGGGGGAAGAGCAGUUGUGGUCAGUGCAGAGCCAGUGUGCAGGUGUGCUGGUGUGAGCCUCAGCCCGCAUAACACCAGGUGCUCAGAGACUCACGUUCCUCCCAAGCAGCAACUCAAGCAACACCUCCAGCCAGUGCUGUCAUCUACAUCAGCCUGCACUCCCUCCAUCCAUCAGGCCACAGCUCACAGCUCAAAGACAGAAUUUAUGGAAUUAAUCUUUGCCACACCAGCUGCUUCAGUGACAUACAGAGGCAGAAAGUUUGGCUGUGGCUGUGAACUAAGGGGACGCAGCCCUGUGCACAGCCCUCACCCCAGCCUGCUGACUUAGCGAUUGCCCCACGCAGACAAGUGCUUGGUGCUUCAGAACACUACUUGUUACCUUUACCCCCAUCAAGAGCCCCCACAGCCCUCCUCCAGCAAGUCAGGAUGGUAGUGGAGACAAAAGAAGAGUGUCCUGAGGACAGGAUGGAGGCCGGGGAGGAGAGUGAGCCCAUGGUGGCUGAGGAGAGCACACCUGAGGUGGCCCCCGUGACCAUGAAGGAGAAGGAGCUCAUGAAGGAGAAGGAACUGAAGGAGCUGGAGGUCAUUGUGGAGGACCCCAGCAGCCCCACCCCAUCCAUCAAAACCAAAGUUAGAAUUAAGGGUCGUAUUGAGGAAGGCGAUGGACUAUUUGAGGAGCGUUCCACCUCCUCUGCCUCGGAUGAUGACCAGGGCGCCUCCCUCAUACAGGCGGCCAACCUGCAGGUGGACACAGAGACCAGCCUGGCCAUCUUAAUGCAGGUCAUGCUGCCCUUCCUGGUGGCUGGCCUAGGCAUGGUUGGCGCAGGACUGGUGCUCGACUUGGUGCAGCACUGGGCAGUCUUCCGGGAUGUUAGUGAACUAUUUAUUAUGGUGCCGGCGCUUCUGGGUCUCAAGGGUAACCUGGAGAUGACCCUCGCCUCGCGCCUCUCCACACAUGCUAACCUGGGCCACCUUGACAAGAAGGAGAACUGCCUCUCCAUGAUUAUUGGCAACAUGGCGCUGAUCCAGUGCCAAGCCAUAGUGGUGGGCUUCCUGGCAUCUGUCGCAGCAGUGGUCAUGGGAUGGAUUCCUGAGGGCCACUUUGAUCUGCUGCAUGCACUACUACUGUGUGCCGCUGCCCUCGUAACUGCCUCCCUUGCUUCCCUUAUCCUCAGUCUCAUCAUGGUGGGGGUGAUUCUCCUCUCCCGUAAGUGCAGCAUCAAUCCAGACAACGUGGCCACGCCUAUCGCCGCCUCGCUGGGAGAUCUCACCACUCUGGGACUCUUGGCCUGGAUUGCCUCAGUCCUGUACAGUGCCAAGGGUACUGAUGUGUGGCUGUCUCCCCUGGUGGUGGUGGGGUACCUACUGUCACUGCCUCUGUGGAUAUGGCUUGCCUCACGCAACAAACACACCAAGGAGGUCCUGUACUCUGGCUGGACCCCCGUCAUCUCAGCCAUGAUGAUCUCAAGCAUGGGCGGGCUUAUCCUCGACUACACAGUGUCCAGCUACAAGGGCAUUGCAGUGUUCCAGCCAGUGAUCAAUGGGGUGGGAGGGAACCUGGUGGCCGUGCAAGCUUCCCGCAUCUCAACUGCACUCCAUGCUGUGGCCCCAUUAGGGAAGCUGCCCAAGUUCUCAUCUGAGCUUUGCAUAAACCCGUGCUCAGCAUUUUGUGCCAGAGUGGGCCACCCUCGCACUGCCCGGGUAUUGCUGCUGCUGGUGGUUCCUGGACACCUGGUCUUCAUGUACACCAUCUCCUACCUGAAAGCUGGGCACACCUCCCUCACGCCCAUCUUUGUCGUCACUUACCUGUUGGCUGCCUUCCUGCAGGUGGCCAUCCUCCUCUAUGUGUCACAUGUCAUGGUGCACUGGAUGUGGAAGACGUCCAUUGAUCCAGACAACUCGGCCAUUCCUUACCUUACUGCCCUAGGGGACCUGCUGGGCACUGGGCUGCUUGCGAUGGCAUUCCACUUCCUCUACAUUGUUGGGGACGGAGACUCUGACCUUGGAGACUAACACACUCGCCCAUGGCGGGAAUAUUCCUCAGAGGCCUGGCUGGACCUGUGCCUGCGCCUGCUGUCAACUAACCUUACAGUCAAUACGCUGGGUGUCCGCAGCGCCUCGCUCCGCCGCGCUGAGUCUUUAAGGUGCUUGUGUUGUGGCUGCAAGUGGAUGUUUGGGUGAACUUGACUGUAACGAGGGAUUGUUGAGUGUGUAAGUGUGUCUCAAAGAUUCUCAGAAGCUCUUCCCACGCCUGUCUAACAAUAAUGUGUGUGUAUGUUUUUGUAUGCGUGUACGUACCGUUGCCGGAGUUGUUAAGUUAUUCUCUGCGACUUAGAUGAUGCUGUGUUCUUGUUGACAUCUGUUGGUAGUGGCUGUGUAGUGAUGACAGGCAAGGAAGUGUGCUUCCCUGUGUACUUGUGGCACACCCUCCCUCCAGGACGCUGUGUGGCGUCAUGCAGAUGGCGAGGUGGUGCUGAGUCACACAGUCAGGGAGAGAGCAAGGCAAGGUGAAGAUUGUGACAUUUCCUGUCAGUGUUACAGGACUGUCUGUUCUCAAGGAUGUCCACUUGUAUUAUAACUGUUGUUGUGAUUAGAAGCACACCAGGGAAAGAACUGGCAGGUGCUCUGUGGCUAUGUAGUCUUAAGAACAUGUACAGUGGGAGUAUUUUUUAACUGGCUCCUUUAUUUGUAAAGUUGCCCAUGCAGGAGCAUCUGUUGAAGUGAACAGUGGCAUGUGUGUGCAUAAUCUGUGAUAUGGAAUAAGAUAGCUUGGAGAGGAAGGAUCACACGAGCCAUGCCAGGCGGUCCUCAAGCGGCAGCAACAGACCUGCCCCGCUUGGCUGCCAGCCAGAUGGUGGAGCGACCGACAAUGUCAACUUGAUGUAGAGUACAAGUAUAUUUAAAGCAUAUUUAUAAUAAAAAAUGUGCUAAUCAGUGGCAUACAAAUAUUACUGUGCAGUACUUUGUUACUUCCUGUUGUGACUGGUGUAAGCAUAAUAUACACUACUGUAUUAUGCCAGAGAUGUUGCUAUGCACCAGAACUUCCUAUUUUUGUACGAGAACACCAAGUCCAAAGAAACGGAUGUCAUGCCAAACCAAGUCGUAUUCAAGAUAUUUACCCUUAGUCAGCAGGAUUCUUGCCAUCCUCAUGGGGUAACCAGCAGGGUGAUUGUCACCUGCUGCAGGAGUCCCAUGCCUACAGUGUGUGUGUGUGUGUAAGAGAGAGAGAGAGAGAGAGAGAGAGAGAGAGAGAGAGAGAGAGAGAGAGAGAGAGAGAGAGAGAGAGAGAGAGAUUGGGCAUGUGUGUGUGUGCAUUGAGACAGGUGGCCAUGGGAGAGAUUAGUUCCCCCUGUGAGGCACAAAAACACUUCCUGUACACAAAUUCUGUACCAAGGAAUGAUGUGUUGGCUGCAGGACGUCUCAUGUUACAAGCACACAACUCUCCCAGCCUCAGGGAAUGUUGUGUGGUGUGGCAAUGUACCAGAUCUUUACAAGGCAAGAUGUCACCGUUCAACAUUAUUUCAUAUAUGUAUGAAGUUAUUCUGGAUGUGUAGAAAUGUGCAGUUCCUGUAAACUGUUCUGUGGGCAGAAGACCACAUAAAGCCUGCUGAAUACUGUCAUCAAGUGGGAGGUGUUGUGUCCCACAUAGAGGUGGCACCACCCAGUGACAGCUUGUGUGUGUGUCUGGUGUGAGGUGAGAGUGUUCAGCAUUACCGUACUGACAGGAGGUGGAAGUGUGACUUGUGGAGCAGAGAUCAAAUGCAGAAAUACGAGGUCAAGUCAGAGACCUUCAUCAGGUACAUCAAGGCUUGCAGAGCUCAAUAAAGUUCAAUAACCUGAAUUGUUUGUUUGUCACUCUUCUUAACACAUCAAGGCUACUGGUUGAUGGGUUGUAGGAUUGUGUCAAGAAGCAGAGACUCAUUGUAUAAGAGCUGAGUCAAACAAACUUACUGUGAGAAAGUUGUCUGCAUUGUGUGUAUGAUGCAGGAUUGUGUCAAGAACUGGAAACCCAUUGUGAAGAAGUUGAGGUGUUUGCAUUGUGUGUGUGGGCUUGGCUGGAUAGGGAGGUGAGGUGGCUGUAGUGUAGACCACCUCAUAGUAGAGGAAGUAUGUGUGUAACAUGUAGCCUUCUUACUGUUGCUUUAAGUACUCUCCUUAGUUGAGUUUCCUAUUGAAUUAUUUAAACCCUUAGUGUUAUCCUGGUGUCUCGUGUGAAAAACUAUCUUGGGUAAAGUUACUGUUUGUGUUGUGGGGACAGGACUGGUGUUGUGUUGCAGAGUUAUGUUGUUGUUGCAGAGUUCUAUAUGUGUUGUUAUUCAAGGGAAAUAUUAGUUUGUUUUGUGAAUUUGCGUAUGCCUUAUAUAAAUUGUUAUUUUUUAUUUAACAAGAAAUUGAGUUGUGGAAGGAAGUAAUGGAUGUGUAAAUAGAUAGUAUAUAUAUCUUCCCGUUCAAUAUAAAGGCUUCCAGUACUUUUUUCCUGUCAAUUGGUAAUGCAGAGUGUUGUGUUGUAAUGCACGCAAGGUGAAGCAAGGUGACGCCUCAGGAACACAGAGGCAGCGAAGGAUGUAGGCAAGAAUAUCAGCAAAACAGAAACAUUUGCCAAGUGCCUUAGUGACCGACUCCUUGACCCCAAUAUUCCCCACCUUCCCCUUUCACCACCACCACCACCACCACCACAACCUCUCCCCCACCCAGAACUGACACACCUUCCUCAUCCUCGUUGCUGUUGAAGUUGUAUAGUGAAGAAUGAAUGAAUAAUGUACAGAACUCUUAAAAAUAAAAAGAAAUACUGCCUUGUUAUUGCCCA